Aspergillus calidoustus is the source of this 1290-nucleotide messenger RNA. Lineage: Eukaryota; Fungi; Ascomycota; Eurotiomycetes; Eurotiales; Aspergillaceae. The record is from the annotation of a GenBank genome assembly.
AUGAUGCUACAGGCGCUUAUAAAGAUCUCCGAUCUGCUCUUCUACCCUGCGUUUGCCUUCGAUCUGUCCAACAUCAUGAACCAGGCUGCUUGGAUUCAAAAUUUGACCGCACCGAGGCCGCAAUCAAACAUGACUACACCGACUCACACCGACUUGGGCAGCUUCCCCAUGCCCGAAAUGGCCGACAUGCCUGCCCCAAUGCCAUCAACAGUCACUGCUGCCCCUCCUCGACCUACUGAAGACCUUCCUCUUCGAAAUUCAUGCGGUAAUUGCAACCAAGCCAAGGUCAGAUGCUCGAAGGAUAGACCGACCUGUCGACGAUGUGCUACACGGAAUACCCCGUGUGUCUACGGGGUCUCACUGCGAGGGAUGAAGAGACCGCGAACAGAGGCACAGCUUGCGGAAGCUCCCCAGCCAGAAAAGAAGAAGAGAACCGCUUCUCUGCCAUCACCUGUUCUCUCAGAAACAUUGCCAGUCACCACAGUUGAUAUGAAUGGGCAAGCACCCUUCUUCCCCGACUGGAAUACCGAUCUUUACACCGGCACCUUCGUCAACGAUGGUCUCAGCGCCCUUUUGCCUCUGAACACCUUUGACACCUCUCUCGUGGACCAGUCCCCAUUUCCGUUUCCACUUGGCGAUGCAAACCCACCGUCGCCGCCAUUCCAGUCAUUCACUGCCUCGCAGAUGGGACUUCCUUCGAUGACAAUCCCGCUCAGCCCCAUUUCGCCCCCCGCGUCGCGGGGCAGUCAUAUUGGGUCGCUUUCUACGGCGGCUUGCCCAACCUCGCCAGGAUCGUGCUGCUGUCAACAAACCAUUGGCUACAAGCUGGCUGAGCUGAAGACCCCCAAACAACAAGGCGCGUUCGUGAUGGACCAGUUUCUAAAGGAACACCGGGCAAAGAUGGCGCUAUGCACAGCCGUUUUGGAAUGCUCCGCCGAACAGCACAAGACGGGAAUGAUACUGCUGGUCGAGAUAAUCGCACUCUUGUUUCACAUGGUCCUUGCUUUUGAUCAGAUCCUGCAGCAAAAAGACAAGACCCAGUCACCGACGACAUGCCCUCCACGGACCCCAUCCGACCACCGCAAAGAGCAAGUCACCCAAGCCAAUAUUUUACGCGCUGAGCUCGCCAAGCUGGGGGCGUUGAUCCAAGAUUUCGACCGGCGGUAUUGUACUCUGGACAAUAAUUCAUGGGGCGAUGACACGUUCCUACUCUCUCCGCUAUUUGUGAAUCUGCAGUGGAAGACCCAGUCGCGGUUCGACGCUGUUCGAUCGUGGAUCCCGUGGCUGUGA